CUCAUAGCGGAAUGACAAGAACAACGCAUAUAUUCCCGCCAACAAAACCCUGUUCCCGCCAUUUACAUACGUAUAACUAGGCGCCAAAUUUCACUGUUCGAAAGAGCGCAGCAGCCAUGAACGUGACCCGAAACUCCCGCAAGCGGAGCCACAAAUCUCAGCCCAUCUCUGGUAGAUUCACCCGCAGCAGUUCUCAGCUCUUUUUACACCGUAACCGCUCCGGUCAAAUUCGCCCCGACCCCGUUCGGUUUCCGAGACAGAUGAAACCCUGUUCCGUUCCCGUUCCGAAACUGGUGGAACCCUGUCCCGUUCCCGUUCCAGUUCCUUUUGAUGGAAACGGUGCAAGGCAAGGAUAUUCUGAUUCGGAAUUCAAAAUUCUCAUUGACGACAUUUGCAAGCAAUAUUCAGAAUCAGAUCCGGAAGACAAUAUUCUCCUUAAUGAUCUUUGCAAGAAAGCGAAACGUGACGACGAUGACCUACCUACCGCUACGACGAAGGACCUUCGCGCGAGGCGAGUUUAUUCCCCACAGUCAAACGCCGACAAUUCCUCCUGUCUAAUCGGAAGUGCGUUAUCCAAUGGGAGUUCCGCUGAUUCCGAUCAGGAAAUAGCUGAAUUAGGGUUUGGAACGUCGACGAGUGCUGAAAACAGCGGCACUUAUGUGGACGGUGUGACUGAUAUUCCUGAUUUAGGGUUUUCUUGUGAAACUCCAAAUUUCGACCAGGGAAACAUUGAAUCUUCAGAUGGAAGCGGGAAAUUGCAAGAUAACAUGCAAAUUGAUGGAAAAGAUGGUGUUUAUUGUAUGGAGAAAAUCGAUGAUUUUGAUGAAGAACCCGUACAAACAACACCACCCGACGCUGUGAUUUGUGGCAACUUAAAACUUGACGGAGAUGCAAGGAAAACGGAAGAAGCGCUUCCUGUUGAAGAUAGCCAGAGAAAUUAUUCUGUUCUCAAGAGAAAAUCUAUACGGGGACUACGUUUACCAGGGAAAUUAUUCAAAGCCCCAGGUUCAGUCAGUUACAGAAGGCUGUUUCCGUAUCUAUUGGAUAUUAUGGGAGAUGAUUUUGGUAUACCUAAAUCAGGUCUUUGCCAUAAAGAUGAGAAGGUAAUGGAUGGCCUGGGAUUGGAACUUCAUUUGUCAUCUGAAAAUCAUGAACCUACAACACCUGAAGUUAAGACUGACAGUUGCAUCAUACGUGAUAUUAAUGUGUCAAAACUGACUUCUUCACCCAUGCGAUUAGAUAUGGAAGAAGUGAAUGGCAAGUGUUUAUCUGCAGCAUAUGUGGAUGGUAAAUGCGUGGGUGAAUCAAAGAUUGAUUCAACUGCUGAUUUUGACAGUGCUAGAGAUGUUGGAAAUGCUUUGGGCCACAAUGACUUUAAGCAAGAUUCUAUCCACCAGAAUAAUUUUGAUUGUGCUAAGGAUACUAAUCACAAUGUUUGUACCUCAGAGCAGCUUGUUGUUUUGAAUGAAGAUUGUAUACCGAUGACUUGUGAUGCUGAGAUAUAUGAUAAUUCAGAGCUGAAUGUAGACCAAAUGCAGAGCAUACCUCAGAAUGCUUGUCAUGUCAAACCUAUGGAUUCAACUAGAAGUACCCAACAGAAUGCUAUUGAACCUCAUAAGAAUAAACAUGUGCCUAGACCAUAUUUGCACGGGAAGUUGAUCAAAAGUCCGGGUUCAGUCAACUAUAGAAGGUUGCUUCCAUUUUUAAAGAAUCUUAACAAAGAUGACUCUGUUGUUUUUAUAGGUACAUCAAAGUUCAGUGAUCAGACUCAUCAUAGAAAACAGGAGGUGGAUUUGUAUGCAAAUAGAUUCCAACUUCCUUUGCCAUCUCAAAGUGAAGAAGCUUCUAUUGUCACUGGCCCCAUGCACGACAAAGUUGAGUCUACUAUUUUGGAAAACAUCUUAGUUAAUCCUGCUGUUAUGUUAUCUCAUGAUGACAGGCCAAAACUGAUAUCUUCCCAAGACUUCUCUGAAUUGCCAAUGCAUUUGGAUGUAAAAGAAGCUGUUCAUGAGUGCUUAUCUGCAUCCUCUGUUCAGGCACAGUCUGAGAAAAUUGUGAUUGGUUCUAAUGAUGAAUGUUUGAGUGAAGCAAAGACUGAUUUUCAUUGUGUUAAGAUUCUCGCAAAUGGCUUUAAUCAAGUACACAACAUGAGAUUGGGACAACACAAUAUGGAGUCACCACCCAAAGACCAACAUUUGCCUAAUAUUAGUGAUGAUAUCUUCAACCUUUCAUUUGAGCACUAUUCAAGCCAAGAAACAGGUUUCACAACCAAUUGUGAUGAAAUAAAUCAGUUUGUGAAUCUGGAGAUGCAUGAAUCUGUUAACAGAUGUCCUCCUGAAGGUCAGACUGUAAGCCAAUUGGAUGCUAAUAUGAUAGAUGCAGAGGAGAAUGAAAAAAGCAGCCUUGCAAUUUGCCAAACCGAUGAUGAUGUGGUUUUAAGUCAUGUCAACAUCUCAAAUGAAGAACCUAGACAACCAUCAGAGAAGAUUAUCUCUGAGAAACCGGAGUUACCAGACAUGGCAGAACAUGGUGAAAAAGCAGGAAGUCUUCUGAAUGGCCUAGUUUAUGGUUCAAAGAUGCCUUCAAAAGGAAGCAGUAACAAAUAUGCUAGUUGUGCUGGUGUUAUUAAAAAUGGAUCUGAAUCCAAGACCACACCGGUUCUUAAUCGUUGUCCACGGGAUAAGUUGUUGAAACAUGCUGGAUCUGUCAACUACAAAAGAUUGCUUCCAUUUUUGUUGAAUACUGUGAAAUCUAAUCCCAGUCCUUCAAAUAAUGAUCAUCACCCAAAACUUCAAAAGCUUUUGGAUCAAACACCAUUUCUGCCAAUAUCAUUUACAAACUUGCCAGUAGCUCCCCUAAAUGAUUCAAAUGGCAAUUCUGGUGCUAAAAAAGAAACAGGGUUUCAAGCUAGUGAUUUAAUUAAUAAUAGUUCAAGCCCAAGAUCUCAAACUCCUGAAUUUCAGUCAUCACAUGGUUCAUGCAAAGUGGUUCAACUACAAGAUGAACAUGUCGUAUUAAAUGGAGGAAAAACCAAUGAGGAAAAACCACCUGAAACAUAUGGAUGUUGUCAGAGCUUGUCCCAACUGAAAGUCACAGAUCAACUUAAAUCCCCUGCGGCUGGUCUCCAAAAAGGAAUUUUGAGAAGAAACCCAAGAGGAUGCAGAGGGCUUUGCACAUGUUUGAACUGCGUUUCUUUUCGUCUUCAUUCUGAAAGAGCAUUCGAAUUUUCUAGAAAUCAGCUCCUAGAUGCCGAAGAGGUUGCCCAAGACCUCAUGAAGGAACUAUCCCAUGUCAGAAACAUGUUAGAAAAUAGUGCCAACAAUACUACUGCUUUUGACGGAAGCCAGGUUUUAGAAGCAUGCAGGAAAGCAUUUGAAACAGAACAACUUGCAAAGGACCGCCUUAGCCAGAUGAAUGAUGAACUUAACAUACAUUGCAGAACACCGAGUCUGCAGCGACCAAGUGUCAAAUUUUCAGAUAAUGUUAAAGAAAAAGUCUUUCAAUCAGGCAGCCAGAUAAACGGCUAAUUGCAUCUUACACUAUCUAUCAUCAACGCAGGUUUUUUUUUCUCCCUUAGGAGUGAAACAAAUAUCAGGGCUGUGUUGGAAAGCUAAAUAGCGGGUUAAUGUGUGUUGAUAUUUCUAGCAGUAGGAGGAAAAGUGAGCGAGAGAAAAACCUUAUAGAAUUUUUUUUUAGUCCCAUAUUAGUUUUAAAGCUUUCAUUGAAUCUUUCCGAUUUCCCCCUCAUCUCUAUUGUUUCCUCAUAUUCAUAAACGGUGUAAUAAUUUCAUAAACGAUCUUAUCCAUUAUCCAUCAAUGAGCAAAUAUUGUAUAUGGAAAAUGGUUAAUUUAGUUUUGUGAUGUUACAAUGAUUUGUUGUCGAAGUGAGAUGUU
Cicer arietinum (chickpea) is the source of this 3893-nucleotide messenger RNA. RefSeq lists its product as uncharacterized. The record is from RefSeq and is a predicted model, not a curated record. NCBI's taxonomy places the organism in Eukaryota, Viridiplantae, Streptophyta, Magnoliopsida, Fabales, Fabaceae.